CUACUUUUUGCGCUGUGUUUUCGUCCGCAAAGUUCUCCUUUGCAAAGUUCGAAGCAAAAACAUCAACAACGAAAAGAGCUACAACAACAACACAGCGGCUCAGGAUCAUCUGCUCUCAGUCAUAAAUAAGGGUUGAGCAGCUGGAGAAGACAAGACGGAGAAUGGCGAAAUCGAGAUCGAGAACCUCAACGCCUGCUGCUGAGAACCACCCAGCUCACAAGCUGAGGUUUGUGAGUGAGGAGAUCAAGUCGCAGUUGUUGAAGACUCCAACGCAUUUGGCCUUGGAGCAGGAAACAUAUCAAGCACAGUUGAAGGAUCUCCGUAAUGACUGGCGUUAUGCCUACUGCAUUCAGUGGAUCACUUUCUUCCGUGGUGCGAUCAAAAUGGCUAAUGAUCCCUUCACAAUCGACGUGAGUGCUUUUCCCAUCGUGAUCAGUGUAAUAAGUACUAACUUUGAAUAGAUCGUCGAGGAAGAAUUGGUGGGCUUGACUGAACCUUCAGUGACCACUAAGAUGGUUACAAAUAUGGCUGCCUUGCUAUUGGGUACUAAAGUCACCAUGGACGACUUCAGCUUUAGGGCUAGAUUCCUGUUGGGUGACUUGACGCUGUUACUGGGUACAGAGGACGAACCGGUUGAGUACAACACCCUGUCUCUUGUGGACAGAUUUGAGGUGAUUUACCAGCUCAUAUCGAU
This is a messenger RNA of Williopsis jadinii, 694 nucleotides long. RefSeq lists its product as uncharacterized. NCBI's taxonomy places the organism in Eukaryota, Fungi, Ascomycota, Saccharomycetes, Phaffomycetales, Wickerhamomycetaceae. The record is from RefSeq and is a predicted model, not a curated record. The annotation marks the transcript as partial. The transcript has a single exon.